This is a messenger RNA of Acaulospora morrowiae, 446 nucleotides long. NCBI's taxonomy places the organism in Eukaryota, Fungi, Glomeromycota, Glomeromycetes, Diversisporales, Acaulosporaceae. The record is from the annotation of a GenBank genome assembly.
CAUCAUUCGAGAAUGGUUGGAAUAUUGGAGUUACGAAUAUCCCUGAGCAAAUUAUUAGAAAUUGUUCAUCUGGCCAUCACGGAACACUUCAGGAUUGUCUUCCUAUGAAUAAUCUUCUAUGGGGAUUUGCUGUGGGAAGUUAUGCACUUGGUGGUCUUAUCGGCAGUCUCUUGGCAGGCCAUUUUCAAGCUCAUUACGGCAGGCGUAACACUUUAAUAUUUAACACGUUAAAUUGGAUAUUUGGAGGGUUAUUGUUAGGAAUUGCCGUGCAUCCUAUGAUGUUCGUGGUGGGACGUGUUCUCACGGGUGUCGGAAGCGGUACUGGAUCAGUGGUUGUUUCGACAUACUUGGGUGAAAUAGCGACUGUAAAAUCACGUGGUGCAUUGGGCACAACGAAUCAACUGUUCAUUGUUAUUGGAAUCCUGGCUUCCCAGCUCUUCGGUCUU